Messenger RNA from Belonocnema kinseyi, 1878 nucleotides. Its product is annotated as leucine-rich repeat-containing protein 15-like. The record is from RefSeq and is a predicted model, not a curated record. The transcript has 2 exons. Bases 497 to 1852 code for a protein of 451 amino acids. Gene Ontology annotation, molecular function: protein binding. Lineage: Eukaryota; Metazoa; Arthropoda; Insecta; Hymenoptera; Cynipidae.
UAUUAAAUCUAUAACGUAAUGUUUUUUACUUUUUUUACUGAAACAUUACCAGAUACACUGUGAGAUUUGUAAAAUAAUAUUUCUGUUAUACUCCUACGCAAAAGGGGGAUAUCUACUUUCAACAAAGGAACAUUUUUUCAAAGUAUUUUUUCUGUUACGAGAUCUGUUAUAUAAAUGGAAGAUUUCGGCGUAAUUUUUCUCGUUUCAUCUUUAAAACUGAAAAAAAAGUUGGUAAGAAAAAUAUUUUAUCAAAUAAGUUUGAAGAUUAUACUUUCAAAAUAACAAGAUUUAGUGGGGAAUCUGAAAACGGCAUAUGGACCACAUGGGGAGAGAUGAGAUCCAAAAAUAAAUAUAGUUCAAAUCUGCUCACGAUUUCGUUCGGAUCGUAAGAACUCAAUUUCGAGUCACUGAAAUUAUUGCAAGUGUAUUGAAUCUACGAAAUCUGAAGUAUCCAGAAAUUUUGUAAGUUUUAGGUUACCAGACAUCAAGAAUAAAAAUGAAAAAAUUGGUCUGCUUAAGCCUAUUUCUAUAUUUCUCCAGUGUGGUAAAAUGUAUUUUGGUUGAAGAUAUAGAAAAAAGCCUCUGCAAUGAUGAAAAUAGCCUGAACUCUGCAAGGAGAAAGAUAGAGUAUCAUGAAUACUAUGCAGACAGUCCAAACAUUACGUGUAAAAUUCUAAAGGAUGGUGCCCUUGAAGGAUGGAAGCUUCCUUUAUUUGAUAGGCAUCCUAACUUGAUUUAUUUAAACUAUGCAAACAAUAAGAUUCGUGAGGAAAGUUUGCUAUUUAGCAGCAACAAUCCAAAUUUGAAGGUAGCGGUUUUGGAUAAUGCGUAUGAUAUCCCUUUGGGCAAGUUUUCUGUGCCUAGCGAAUAUCCUAGUCUUGAAACCCUAUUCUUAAGGAAGAACGGUAUCAGGCAAUUUGUAUUUACGUUUAAAUAUAAACAAUAUAUUGACUUCCCUGACUUAAAAAAUUUAUAUUUGAAUGAUAAUGAAAUUAAGUUUGUGGGUUUCGAAGAAGAUUUGAUAGACUGUUACAAACGUGGCAACUUAGAUUGUGAAAGUGAUUUUGGUUGUUUACAUGACUCGCUCAAUUUUCUCAAUAUUGAUAACAAUAAGCUAAAAAACUUAACUUUGAUAAAUAAAAAUGGACUUGAACAAGUAUCAGCAAAUAAAAAUCCACUUGAAACGUUGAUAUUGAAAAAUCUAACCAACCUUUAUCGCAUAUUCUUGAAUGAAGUAUCUCUUACUCAAAUAUCAUUGCAAAAUUUGAAAAAUCUGAAGCAAUUUGUACUUCGUGAUAAUAAAUUGGAUCGAAUUUCCAGCUCCGAUAUUUAUGAUUUGCCGGAACUUAGAAUAUUAAGUUUAGCAAACAAUAGUAUCAUAUAUUUUGAUGGAAAAAUUCUGGACUCUAUGUUAAAACUCUGGACUUUAGAUUUAACUCGAAACUUUCUCACACAAGUUCCUGCAAUAAAAAAUGCACCCGGCUUAAAUAUCUUGAUACUAGAGAAAAAUCAAAUAGAAAGUUUGGUGCCAGAAGACUUCAAGGCGAUGAAGGAAUUAUUGCAUCUCAAUUUGCAUGGUAAUAAAAUUAAGGAAAUCAAGCCUAAUAGCUUCAAUAAUAUGGAGAAGUUGAAAUACCUUGGCCUUAAAAAUAACCAAUUAAAAAGUAUACCAGCUGAUUGGCUUCUACCUCUAAAGAACCUAAAUGUUGCUGACUUGUUUGAUAAUUUAUUUACGAACUUUGAAGCACUUUCACUGAAUGAAACUGUAUAUCUAAGAAAAGUGCAAGUGAAUUAUAAUUUAAAAAUUAAUGAUCCUUUUAAAUGGAUUUUAUUUGGAAAGGACGUAGUUUAGACAUAGUAUAAUGUAAUUCGUAUUAC